AUGCGGACCAACUUCACCGACGCACAAGACAAACGAAUUGUAGCGCUUGCACUCGAGUAUAAAUCCCAACACAAGCGAGUAGAGUGGAAGGAGUUGGCGCGGGCCAUGAGGAGUAAACAUUCUGUCCAAGCGCUUGAGAACCGGCUGCGUGCUCUGAAGCGCACGUAUGGACGUGAUCUAUCAAGAUUUCCACCGUGUUUUUUCUCCACGUCGACGCCAACAUUCUCUCACAAGCAGCAUCUUCGUCCAUUGGAACCGAGCCAAGCCGAAAGAAUAAAACGCCGUUUGCGGCGCCAUUUUGGAUUCAGACGCAUGUCAGCCAAUGCUAGGGAAAUCGAGAAACGACCGGAAGUUUUUCUUCGAGGUGUUCAUUGUUUGCGAGAGCAUGCACCAAGGCUGCUAUUACUCCACAAAGUGUUUUUGAGCCAAGGAGACGUUCUUGAUACGCCACUCUCGUCGCGUUUACCAUUUCAGCGUGCAUCAAUAGUUUUUCUAAACGAUUUCCUGUUUGAUGAAUUAGCAAAGCUGGCCGUACAAGAGCAGCUGUAUAUGAUGCCGAGAGUACGUUUGAUCGUUUCUACGUCUCGCUAUUGUCCUCGCCAUCGCGAUUCCUGCCGAAGAAGAUUUUGCUCCAAGUGGAGGCUCGCGAAAAUCACGUAUGGACGGGGUAGCUGGAAGUCUCCUCCAAUCCCAAUUUACAUGUACACGACUGUCCAGUGA
This is a messenger RNA of Phytophthora infestans T30-4, 720 nucleotides long. RefSeq lists its product as uncharacterized. The transcript is spliced from 3 exons. Bases 1 to 720 code for a protein of 239 amino acids. The record is from RefSeq and is a predicted model, not a curated record. Lineage: Eukaryota; Oomycota; Peronosporomycetes; Peronosporales; Peronosporaceae.